This is a messenger RNA of Penicillium samsonianum, 3255 nucleotides long. It is a transcript of the gene clcA, whose product is annotated as putative C6 finger domain protein. Lineage: Eukaryota; Fungi; Ascomycota; Eurotiomycetes; Eurotiales; Aspergillaceae. Gene Ontology annotation, biological process: regulation of DNA-templated transcription. The record is from RefSeq and is a predicted model, not a curated record. The transcript has 3 exons. Gene Ontology annotation, molecular function: zinc ion binding; DNA-binding transcription factor activity, RNA polymerase II-specific. The coding region runs from base 1 to 3255 and encodes 1084 amino acids.
AUGAAUCGCAUGCCUCCUCCGGAAGGGCACCAUGCGCACCCAGGUCCGCAUACAGCAUACGAGCCCUCAUGGCGCCCUUCAUACUCCCCGGCAUUCGAUAACCACCCCUCCGACUCCCGCCGCUCCUCCGCAAACUCCCAGACGCCCCUACCGCCGCAGCCACCAGGAUACCCCGUGAUGCCCAACCGUGAGCUGCCACAGUUAACAUCGGAAGGCCCGUAUGGUCGCCCGAAUGGGCAUGGCCUGCCCCUGCAUGCGCCCGUGCAUUCCCCGCAGGACCCAAUUCCCCCUCACCCGAACUUCCACCAGCCGAUGAAUAGCGCGCCACACGAGGGUUCACCUGAUUAUCGCGCUCGUAUGGGCUACCCACACCCGGAUCAGAUCAGCAGCGCUGAACAUACACCUGUUUCGGGCGCUCUGCCUCCUGCUUCACAAUUCAUGACGCCCGUUGCUCAAAUGGCGAGUGCUACGCCGCCUGCAGGGUACGACCAAGCAUUUUACCAAAACCAGGCGUUUGGAGCACGCCAGCGUAAGGCAAAUAGAGCUACACAGGCUUGCGAUCAAUGCCGAGCUAGGAAAGCAAAGUGUGAUGAGGGACGACCAAAUUGUAGUCACUGCAAAGAGAACAAUCUUGGCUGUGUCUACAAAGAGGUGCCGCCGCACAAACAAGAGAAGACUACCCAGCUGGUAUUGGAUCGGCUCUCCCAAAUAGAGAAUCGCAUGGAGGAGCGAGACAACCGCAUGGAUGAGCGCUUCGAAAAAAUGCAAAAGCAAAUACAAGAGCAAAUGCUCAACAAUCUGGGCAAACAACCACCUCAGAAUGUCCAAAAACGUCCGACCCUCCCACCUCCACCGCCACCACCACCGCCACAACCACCAGUCAUCAAGCAGGACCCACCUCUCAAAACAGAGAUGCCUCCAACCCAGUCCUCAACUCCGAAUGUUUUAGACCCCGGGAGUCAGGACGUAGCCGCUUCGAAAUUUGCCCCAAAGCUUGGACCCAUGGACCCGAUGCUCGAGGACCAGAAGGAGGCCGAAGGAGAGCUCUCCAUUCCAGUGGAGCACACUACUGCAGCUCACAAGCUAUUGAUGUGGCCGUCAAUUAAGAGGUUGCUACACCCUGAAGAAUAUGAUGAGGAUUAUGUGAUGCGAUUGGAAGAAGAGCGCGGUCUUAUCAGCAUAUACGGCCAAGGCGAGAUCUCAUACACUGCGGAUGACAGUGAACUGCCAAUGGAUGGUGACUCUAAGGGUGCCCGACCCGAUGGGAAUGGCGCAGGACCGGAUGCUGAUGUCGACAUCGACGAAUUUGGGAACUUGAAGCUGGAUGCUGCGACUGCUAGGCGCUACUAUGAUAGCUACAUCGACCACAUGUUUAAGCUUCACCCAUUCCUCAUGUCAGGUGAACUCAGUAUCAAGGUCGAUAGCUUCAUCCGAUGCUAUUGUCGCCUCAAUACCUCACCAAGUUCGGCUUCCAAUUACACACGACUAGCUCGCGAUGGUCCGCCACCAGCCAAAAGGAGGCGGUCAAAUGAAAACCUGGGGGUGCGUGGCGAGUUCAUGGAGACUAUCUCCAACCCGCUUCGGCCACGAGUCGGUAAAAACAUUGACAAUGCCUUGAUCCUGCUGUGCCUGGCUCUCGGAGCUAUUUGCGAAGCUCGUGCCCCUCUCCCUGGGCCUAUCAUGGACAAGAAGCUUGACUACCUCAACCAGCCCAUUCCUACUCCGCUGCCACCAUUUACCCCCUCGCCGACUGUAAAUGGGACAUACGUUACCAAUGGUGUGCUCUCACCCGCAAACUCUGACUCGGCGGCCAUGCAGAUGUCGCUUUCGAGUUCUCUUUAUUCUCUGCCAACCCAGCCUCCUGGCCAAUCCUUCCAUAACAGUCCUUUCAACAAAGGCAUAGAAGGCCUGUCAAGGAGAGAUGUGACAAAGGCCCACGAUGAACAAGGGAACACGAGGAACUAUCAGGCCAUUCCUGGCCUAACUCUCUAUGGAUACGCGACCGCAAUAUUGGGCCACCUACAGGGUGGAAACGAGCUAGAACAUGUCCAGUGUGCGUUGCUCGCUGGUCUUUAUGCCGGCCAGCUGGCCCAUCCUUUCCAGAGCCACAGUUGGAUUUCUCAGGCUUCAAGGGCUUGCCAGGUUCUUGUGAGAACCAAGCGAUAUGAGCGACUCGAAGAGGGGGCUACGCAGGACUUGUACAACUUCGCGUACUGGACUUGUCUGCAAUUGGAGAGUGAUCUUCUCGCAGAGCUGGACAUCCCAGCGAGUGGCAUCUCCCGUUCCGAGGGUCGGAUGGCUAUUCCGAAAGGAAAAUGGACAAUUAUUCUACCGAACGAUCUCAACGCACCCCAAACGAUGAUGAUGCUGUUUUAUUCUGCCCAGAUCCAUCUACGCAAAGUCUUGAAUCGAGUUCAUACAGACUUAUACAAGGUCGAAAAGCAAGGCCAGACACGAUGGUCAUCCACCGUUCAAGAGGCUUUAAGCCUAAACCUCGACCUCUGGCGUGACAGCCUACCACAAAACAUGCAGUGGCUCGAAAGCGAUCCGCCAGCAAACGAAAUCAACGCCGCUCGCAUGCGUGCUAAGUAUUACGGCGCACGGUACAUUAUCCACCGACCCCUUCUCUACCACGCACUACACUACGGCCACACAGGUGCCCGCGUCGGUCCGGUCGGUCAGUCUUUAGUGGACUCGCCUACCUCGCAACAAUUGUCCCCGUCGAUGCUACACAGUGCCGCUCGGGCUCCGAACAUGGCGCGUAUGUCUAGUGACAUGGGCUCUAUGCCGGCCGCAGUCUCCACUGACUGGCAGCCCCCCAAAGUCCGCUUACAAGAUCUGCCGAAGAAGCUAAAAUCUGCCUGCGACAUCUGCAUUCAAUCGGCUAUCAAGAGCACGGAGGCUUUUGACGGCGUAGGCGGACAUCGGUUGAUCGUUACCAACAUAUUCGGCACUGCGCAUGCGCAAUUUGGCAAUAUGCUUGUCUUAUCUGCAACGUUUAUGUCAAGUCUCAAGGAGCUUGUCGAGCCGGAGCAACUCGAGCGCCUCCUCGUCCGCACAAUAGGCUUCCUCAUCCAAAGCGAAAACAUAUCCCCCACCCUCCGCGCCGAUGCUCGCAUUCUCACUGAGAUCUACCGGAAGAUCUUCCAUCAUCCUCCUGACUUGAGGCAAGCCAGCAUGAGCAGCCAUACUCCAAGCCUGAGCAGUCACACUCCAAGCCUGAGCAGCCAAACUACCAGCAUGAGCUUCCCUUAA